GAAUCGUAUAAAUACUCGGCGUCUUCUUGCCAGAACGUGUACUACACGAUACGGAUACUUCCUGAAAGUAUUACAAACCAAUCGCAAAAAUGCAAUUGAGAGUACUAUUCUUCUUCCUCUUUGUCGCCACCAUCUCCUACGCUAUCGCUGACAGUAGCUCCAGCUCCAGCGAAUCGAAGGAAACAGCGGUAGAUGCACUUAAAAACAUUGGCAAAUCUGCUGACAACAUAGUAAAACAAUUUGGAAAAGGAUUUGCAGCCGUAGCAAAAGGUAACUUGGGCACUGUCAAUUUGACCAAGGUGCUCAAAUCGGUGGAAGAUCGAUUGAAAUUGCCGACUCUCUCGAAAUAUUCGAAGGAGGCCAAAUCACAGAUUGUCGCGGCCCGAGAACAGGUUGCAAACGCGUUGCUCGAAGGCUCAUCCGACUUGAUCGGCGCUCUCAAGGAUGCCGUAGAAUUAGCUAUUCGCGCCUCAACACCUAUCGAAAAUUUGAUAGAGAUCUUCGACACGAUUAAGGACGUGUAUUUCCACGUAGCGGUAAAUAAUUCGAUUGCCAUUGGUCUGAACAUAAUCGAAGACGGUGUUCUGAUAUGUCAAGUCAUAGUCGAAACCAUGAAGGUAGCUUUGAAGGUGUAAGAAGAACAAAAGAAGAAAGAACGAAAGAAAGAAAA
Messenger RNA from Apis mellifera (honey bee), 670 nucleotides. RefSeq lists its product as uncharacterized. Bases 90 to 635 code for a protein of 181 amino acids. Lineage: Eukaryota; Metazoa; Arthropoda; Insecta; Hymenoptera; Apidae. The record is from RefSeq and is a predicted model, not a curated record. The transcript has 3 exons.